AUACAAAAGGCAGCUUUAAUAACUUGGAGGCUACGGGAAUAAAUUCUCAGUAGGGCGCGAAUUAUUUGACCAGAGCAGGGCAUAUAUAGUCCGAGCAGGAAUAUAAUUUUAUCCGAGUUUUCAUGUUCUACUUAUAUAUUGUGUCUUUCAUCUCCUCUUCUUGAUUAUUCUUCUCACAGCUUCGUUGGUAUUCUAAGGUGUCCGAGGAAGGUCCCAAUCUUAUAUUAUUCGAUAAUCAGGCAGUCCCUUUAGCUUCUUUUUUCUGGAUGAUUUGAAGGGCUGUGAUGAUGAUGCAUUGCGUGCUUUUGCACGAGAGUUGUUUGAUAAAUUUGAUACGAGGGAGGUCGGAGAAAAUGUUUAUAAUCGACGAGAAAGGGAGGCGGUUAUGCUGGCCCAGAAGCAGAGGAUGUAUACUCUCUUAGAGAGUGAUAAUGAUAAUGAUGAUGAUGAUGAUGAUAAUGUUGGUGAGGUUUCGGGAAAGAAGUGUUUUAGGAAGAGAGUUGAGUUUGAGGAUGAUGCGGAUGAGGAGGAUGUUGUGCCUAAAAGAAAGAAGAUUGUUAAGGAUGAAGGGGGUUCUGAGUCCGGGGAGGAGGAAGAGAGGCUGCGUGAUCAGAGGGAGAGGGAGGAAUUUGAGCAACGGAUAAGGGCUCGGGAGGCAGGUGCAAAGAGGAAGCUGAUUGAGUCGAAAGUUAGAGGGGAAGAGGAUGAAGAGGGGAGCAGGAGAGGUAAGGCCUUGGCAAGAGAUGAUUUUGGGGCUUUGAGGAAAGUUUCUAGGUUUAACUAUACCAAGAAAAGGGUGACAAAAAAGAUAGAGCAGAUGCAAGAUGAUUUGUGUCUGUUGGAGGGCGAGAAAUUGACUGAAGCAGAACAAUGCGAACUAAGUUACAAGAAGCAGUUAUGUGAACUCGUUAAGAAGCAAGGUCACGAGGCUGAUGAAAUUGAUGAGUACAGAAUGCCUGAUGCUUAUGAUCAAGAAGGUAGAGUGAAUCAGGAGAAGAGAUUUUCUGUGGCAUUGGAGCGUUACAGGGAGGUAAAGGCUGAUGACAGGAUGCAGCCAUUUGCGGAACAAAAAGCAUGGGAGGAUUAUCAGGUUAACAAGGCAAUCAUGAAAUUUGGAUCAAAAGAUAAAAAGCCGAUGUCUGAAUAUGAGCUUAUUUUUGAGAACCAGAUUGAGUUUGUACGCGAUGAAUUGAUUCGUGGUGAAAUCUAUGAUGAAGAGCUAUGUAAUGAGCUGACCAACAAAUCUGUAGCAAGAUCAGCGUUUGAGAAGCUUCAGAGUGAUAGGAAAUUAUUACCUGUUUAUCCAUAUCGGGAGGAAUUGCUGCAAGCUAUAGAAAAACACCAGGUUCUUGUUGUUGUUGGGGAGACUGGUUCUGGAAAGACUACUCAGAUACCCCAGUAUCUCCAUGAGGCUGGUUAUACAAAACACGGAAAGAUUGGAUGUACACAGCCUCGACGAGUUGCUGCUAUGAGUGUAGCUGCCAGAGCGUCUCAAGAAAUGGGAGUUAAACUUGGGCAUGAGGUUGGUUAUGCCAUCCGCUUUGAAGACUGCACUUCUGAGAAAACAGUUAUCAAAUACAUGACAGAUGGAAUGUUACUUCGAGAGUUUCUUGGGGAGCCUGAUCUUUCAAGUUACAGCGUGGUGAUAGUGGAUGAGGCUCAUGAAAGAACGGUGUGCACUGACGUGUUGUUUGGUUUAGUUAAGGAUAUUGCUCGGUUUCGUCCUGAUCUUAAGUUGAUCAUCUCAAGUGCAACUCUUGAUGCGGUGAGGUUCAGUGAUUAUUUUGAUAGUGCUCCAAUCUUUAAAGUGCCUGGCAGAAGCUUUCCUGUUGAAAUUCAUUACACGAAAGCCCCGGAAGCUGAUUACUUGGAUGCAGCAAUUGUUACUAUUCUUCAUAUUCAUGUCACUGAAUCCCCCGGAGAUGGUGAUAUACUGGUCUUUCUUACUGGUCAGGAGGAAAUUGAGUCGGCUGAGGAGAUUCUUAAGCAACGGACUAAAAGUCUGGGAACAAAAAUUGCAGAGCUGAUUAUAUGCCCAAUAUAUGCAAACCUUCCAACAGAGCAGCAAGCCAAAAUAUUUGAGCCUGCUCCAGAGGGUGCGCGGAAAGUUGUUCUGGCAACAAAUAUUGCAGAAACAUCAUUGACAAUUGAUGGGAUAAAGCAUGUCAUAGAUUCAGGUUUUGUGAAGAUAAAAUCUUACAAUCCUCGUACAGGCAUGGAGUCCUUAUUGGUAACACCUAUCUCCAAAGCAUCUGCAAAUCAAAGGGCUGGCCGGUCUGGUCGAACAGGGCCUGGAAAAUGCUUUCGACUCUACACUCUCCACAACUAUCGUCAUGACAUGGAAGAUAAUACUGUCCCAGAGAUUCAGAGAACCAACCUUGCUAAUGUUGUUCUUAGUUUAAAGAGCCUAGGCAUUAGUGACGUGUCAGAGUUCGACUUCAUGGACCCACCAGCACAAGAAUGUUUGUUGCAAGCUUUGAAGCUUUUAUAUGCUCUGGGAGCACUAAAUAGAAAGGGUGAGCUAACAAAAGUAGGUAGAAAAAUGGCUGAGUUUCCUCUCGAUCCCAUGCUAUCUAAGAUGAUUAUUGCAUCUGAUAAGUACAAGUGUUCUGAAGAGAUCAUAUCAAUAGCUGCAAUGCUUUCGACAGGAAGUUUGAUAUUUUAUCGUCCUAAGAAAAAAUUGGUUCAUGCAGACAAUGCCAGAAAGCUGUUUUAUACUGGUAAUGUUGGAGAUCAUGUCGCAUUACUUAAUGUUUACAGGUCAUGGAAGGAAAAUGACUACUCACAUCAGUGGUGCUACGAGAACUAUGUUCAGGUCAAGAGCAUGAAGCGUGCUAGAGACAUACGAGAACAGUUGGCUGGAUUAUUGGAGCGUGUUGAAAUUGAAUUGACAUCCGAUCCUGGUGAUUUGGAAGCUAUACAGAAAGCCAUUACAUCAGGAUACUUUCCAAACUCUGCAAGGCUGCAGAAGAAUGAAUCGUACAAAACUUUUAAAUAUAGUCAGACUGCUCAUAUCCAUCCGAGUUCUGGAUUAGCAUUGAAAUUUCCAAAACUGGUUGUCUACCAUGAACUAGUACUCACAACUAAAGAGUACAUGCGCCAGGUAACUGAAUUGAAACCAGAGUGGCUGGUCGAGAUUGCUCCUCACUUUUAUCGGCUAAAGGAUGUGAAAGACUCGGAAGCAAAAAAGAAAAGGCCAAGUGCAGAGGGUGGUCUUGACAUCUGAUAUGAGGAUAUAGUGGUUAGGUUAAUUCUGGCCAAUCUACUACUUGAUCAUUAUGAAAGUUGAUGACAGUAAAACCUACUUGUUUCCUAUGUACAUUCCUUUAUGAAUGUUUUCUAUUGCUAGUUAUGAUAUGAUUCUUCACAAGAUCUGACUUUAGAUUAAUUACUUAUGACAUAUGGCAAACUAAUUCUGGUUCUUGCUAGUCUGCAGAAACAAGGGGGCUUUCGUUCUGUUGAGCAUCGUCAUGGCUAAUGGCUAUGGUCAGGGGAAGAACCAUUCAUAGCCAGCGCGGGGCAAUUUUAACACAAAUUAAACCAGAAGGUCUAACCAUGAUCAAUGAGCAAAGCUAGAAAGAGAUUGUCCAACUUUGCGAAAUCAAGAGGGUACUUAUCCCUGCACAGACACGAAUAUGCAAGCCUAGUUAGAGCUUCAUGACAUGCAAGCCUCUGCAGUUUACAGUGUGCUCGUAUUCUUGCAGUAUCAAUGUACUCACAGUGCUUGAUCUAUAUUCAACAUUUGUCGGGCUGAAUCACGAUAGUAUGAUGCAGCAAUUUCUUCCACAAAAUUAGGGUUACUAUCAUCCUGCAACUCCUCCAGCUGAAUAAACUGUUCAUCAAGAAAGCCCUGCAAGUACUCUUCACUUUUAUGAGUAAAUUAAAUCUCAUAUAUCUUGUAUGUGCUACUUAAACUUGUGAGUUAAGCCUAUAUAUCAUCAGAUUCUGACAUAA
Messenger RNA from Daucus carota subsp. sativus, 3954 nucleotides. RefSeq names its product pre-mRNA-splicing factor ATP-dependent RNA helicase DEAH1. The transcript is spliced from 3 exons. Gene Ontology annotation, cellular component: catalytic step 2 spliceosome; intracellular anatomical structure. NCBI's taxonomy places the organism in Eukaryota, Viridiplantae, Streptophyta, Magnoliopsida, Apiales, Apiaceae. The record is from RefSeq and is a predicted model, not a curated record. Gene Ontology annotation, molecular function: helicase activity; RNA binding; ATP binding. Bases 386 to 3226 code for a protein of 946 amino acids.